Molecule: messenger RNA, 507 nt
Organism: Macadamia integrifolia
Lineage: Eukaryota; Viridiplantae; Streptophyta; Magnoliopsida; Proteales; Proteaceae
Product: acidic leucine-rich nuclear phosphoprotein 32 family member E-like
Exons: 2
Coding region: 1-507 (168 amino acids)
Source: RefSeq, a predicted model, not a curated record
AUGAGGCCAGUUGGGAUUCUUGACGUUGCACUUCUUCUUUUGUUCUCUGCAAUUAUUAGUUUGAUUCUCUUCUUCUCCUUCUCUAUGUCCCCAUCAGUUUCCCAAGAUCAGAGUUUUCUUGGUUCUACUUACGAAUUGAUCAUGAAGGCUAAAUCGAGUCCUGUGUUUGUGUUCUUUGCCUGCAACUUGAUUGUUGUUGCCAUCUUUUUGGAAAGCUCGACGUCGUCUUACCGGGAUUUUGAUUGGUUUCAUGAGUCUCUCUCUUCGCUCGAUCAUGUGGAGGAGGAGGAGGAGGAGGAGGAGAAAGGGGAAGCCACCAAAGAGGACGACGAUGAUGAGGAUGAGGAUGAGGAUGAAGAAUUUCAUGGUUAUGAUGGUUAUGAAGAGGAUAAUGAUGAUGAUGGAGAUGAUGAUGGUGAGUUGGAGAAGAGAAUUGAAGAAUUUAUAGCGAAGAUCAAUGGGGCAUGGAGAGCGGAAUGGUUGAUGGAGAUGAAGCUUCCAACAUGA